Messenger RNA from Acaulospora colombiana, 2175 nucleotides. The record is from the annotation of a GenBank genome assembly. Lineage: Eukaryota; Fungi; Glomeromycota; Glomeromycetes; Diversisporales; Acaulosporaceae.
AUGGAUUCCACACAUAAAAUUCAAGUAACAAUUCCUGAAAGUGUCAACGUUUCUCCAACGCCUUCCUCAAAAUCAACCGAUCAUUCUUCGCCUUCAUUGCAUCCGAUUUCCGAUCCUCUGAAAGUCGCGUCCGGCUAUUUAGAUCCUACUUCAUCAUAUGAUCAUCUUAGCUCUUUGGCCAAGGAUUCUACCAGUACCAUAAAAGACUUGACGGACAUAAGCGAAGAUGCGACGGAUGAACGUCAAGAUAUAGUCUGGUUUUUCUCGUUUCAGAUGGCUCUACAACGGAAAGAAUUUGAUUUUACAGCUGUCGACGAAAAUGACCUUUUGCACAUCACGGCUUUGGGUGCCGCAACGACUGAUCUUCAAAAAAAUAGUAACGUUGCAUUAGACGAAUUACUUUACGACGAACAAGAUCUAUUGCGCAGCUAUGACAAGAUAGAGGCGGUGGACUAUCACCAGGAGGUUGAAGUUGAGGGUAUAAAGUUUACGAGUUAUAAUGCUGGUCAUGUUCUAGGAGCAGCCAUGUUUUUGAUCGAGAUCGCUGGAGUAAAGAUUUUGUACACUGGCGAUUAUUCAAGGGAGGAGGAUAGGCAUCUGAUGGCGGCAGAGUUACCACCAGUUCAGGCCGAUGUGUUGAUCACCGAAUCUACUUACGGCGUUCAGAGUCACGAACCUCGAUUGGAGAAGGAGGCAAGAUUUACUGGCUUGGUCCAUAAAAUCGUACAACGUGGUGGUCGUUGCCUGAUUCCCGUUUUCGCUUUGGGUCGCGCCCAAGAAUUGCUUCUGAUCCUCGAUGAAUAUUGGGAAGCUCAUCCUGAAUUAGAAUCGGUGCCCAUCUAUUAUGCCUCGUCAUUGGCAAAAAAAUGUAUGGCAGUCUAUCAGACAUACAUCAACAUGAUGAAUGCCAAGAUUCGCAAACAGUUCGCCAUAUCAAAUCCUUUUGUUUUCAAGCACAUUUCAAACUUAAAGAAUAUGGAUAAUUUUGACGACGUGGGUCCUUGUGUGAUGAUGGCUAGUCCUGGUAUGUUGCAGAGUGGACUUUCGCGGGAACUCUUUGAACGAUGGUGUCCCGAUAAGAGGAAUGGCCUUGUCAUUGCGGGUUAUUGUGUUGAUGGAACCAUGGCAAGGCAUGUCAUGAAUGAACCCCCUGAAAUUACAUCGCUAUCGGGUGCCAAAAUUCCGUUACGCAUGGAAGUUGACUACAUAUCUUUCUCUGCCCACGUCGAUUACACUCAAAACAGCAAAUUUAUUGACGAAAUCAAAGCUCCUCACGUAGUACUUGUUCAUGGUGAAUCGAACUCUAUGGCCAGGUUAAAAUCCGCUUUGCAGAGCAAGUACACUGAACGCGAAGAAAACAUUAAGAUCUAUUCUCCGAAAAAUUGCGAAACAGUAAAGUUGCAUUUUAGGGGUGAAAAAUUGGCAAAGACAAUAGGAAAACUCGCUGCUAAAUAUCCCGCAGAACAACAGCUCGUUUCUGGAAUCAUAGUGUCUAAAGACUUCCAAUUCAACAUAAUGGAUCCCGUUGACCUGAAAGACUUUAGUGGUAUCUCCACAUCCGCAAUAAUCCAAAAGCAAACUAUUGCAUAUCAUUCUUCUUUUUCGUUAUUAAAGUAUCACCUGGAGCAAAUGUACGGGCUGCUUGAAGAAACAUUGAGUAAUGAUAGCAUUCCAACUCUGACGAUUCUGGAUGCAAUUGCGGUUCGGCAUCUCAGCAAGAGUCAAGUUCAACUCGAAUGGUUGGGCACCUCGAUGAAUGAUAAGAUUGCCGAUUCGGUACUGGCGGUAUUAUUGAACAUUGAGAGCAGCCCUGCUUCUGUCAAAGUUACGAAACAACAACAUCAUCAUUCUCACAUUCCGGAAGAGGAUGACCACAAGAUAAUGGAAAUUGAUGGUGAGGAAAGUUCAAAAGAGGUUACGGAUUCUUCCCUUAAGCCAAUAUCGGUGUCGUUGCGCGCGGCAGCCGAAGAAUAUUUAAAACGCCAAUUUGGCGAGGCAUAUGGCAAACAAGAUUCGGACGACGAAAUUAUUGUUAAAGUGGAUAAGGUCAUCGCGGAAGUGAACAUCAACACUUUGGAGGUGAAAACUGAUGACGAAACACUUCGAGAUAGACUGAACAAUAUAUUACCUAGGAUUUUGAGGUUUUUAAGGCCAUUGGAGUUUUGUCCCGAAUAG